AUGAGCCGAGCGAAACAGCGAGGCAGCCAACGUGGCCCGCGCCCCAGGGUGGGUCGUCCUCGUGGUAGGGGAAGAAAAAGCAUUGAUCAAGGGAGUACCGCCAAUGGCUCAAUAACUCCAACACCCCCUCCUCAAGAAGGAGAGUCUAUGGAAGCCGGGGAGGCGGAGCCGGAACACACUGUUCCGACUCCGGCCCCCAGAACUUCAGCACGACAACCAACCAUGCCCUUGCAAGCUACGCUCCGGCGACGAAAGGGAGCCCAAGAUAGCUGCACGGGCAGCAAGACCUCAAAGGAGAGCCCGGUGCAUAUGGAAGCUCCAAAUAAUCCGAUAGCGGAGGUACCGGAAAAUAAGGAGCGCCCUGAUGAUGGGGGCGAAGGCGUCAGCGGGGCCGAUAAUCAUGAAUUGCACCAUGGUGAUGAGGGGAAUGGGGGGGACCGCGGUGGGUGUCGUGAGGGUGAGGAUGAAAGAAGGGAUGAAGCGGGCGAAGGUGAAGGGGAGGAUGAGCAAGAGGAGGUCGAAGGUCCUAAUAUCGACGAGCGGCCGCCUAAGAGGAGACGCACCAAGUUGGAGAUGAUCCAGGAUGGUCUAGCGGGCCACUCUACUAGCACAGAUAAAUCGCCACCCUCUGGUGCAAAGGCUGGGAGAGCUAGAUCGCGGGUUAGGGCUCCCGUGGCAAAGGGCAAGGGAGGGACAGAGGCAGUAAGAGGUCGAGGACGACCCGGGCGGGGAAAGGGCAGUCGCCAAACUGGAGGCCCGGGUUCCCGGGGGGGCAAAGGUGCAUAUCGACCUCGGAAGCCAAAAGUAGUGCCUGCCAAUGGAGAAAACGCUGUUAAGACGGCUCCUGCUGCUGCCCCUGCAAAGGAGCCCGGUACGUCGUGCGUCGCUAGUGAUGUGACGAAGUACGACUGGACGUCGGAACUGCGAAAAGAUGUAUCAAUUGUACGCCCGACUAAAAAUCUUGCGCUCGCGCGGUUGAGCGUAACGGUUACCAAAAAUCUGGCUUCUCUUGAACAACUGAAGGAACGUCAGUGCGCUCUUAGAGAAACUGCCAAGACCUACUCUAGGACUAUGAUAAACUUAAACCGCGAGCGUGCAAGCCAGGUCUUGAAAGACUUAAAAGGCGAUAAAGAUUACUUCUCUAAAACCCCCUUUUACCAGCAGGUCCAGGAGCGGUUAGAAAAGAAGGUAGAAGGCCGUAUUUCUGUGCUGGAAAGAGACCUCGAUUUUAAAAAAGGGAAUGCAUCAGAGGUGUUCAAUGCUGAACAGUGGGCUGUCCGGGAAGCAUUUGAGGUCAGUAUGAUGUGCUUGGGAAUUCUUUUAUAACACAGAGGCUAACAAAUUUGUUUCCUAUCAAGACGAAUUUUGUUGAGUUGUGUGAGCAUACAAUUCAAAGGUUUUUACGGGAAGGGCAUGAGCUCUCAGAGCUGUGGGCCGUAGAGGACCCGUAUCUGAAUGAACAUGUGUUGCGGAGGUGUAAUCUUGACCAUAUUGAUCAGGUUACGAUGACGGACCUGGUCGAAAACUUCAUUACACGUGGAGGCCGAGACCGCUCAGUUUUUGACCGACCCCAAAUUGCCACUCGGUCCAACCAGGGGUUGUAUGAUCGGAAGGUUCUUGAGACCUCGGCCGAGCGAUGCAAGAGAGCAGGUGGCGCUGUCUCAAGCGGGCUUGGGACACCCGCAGUAUCGCCGCCGCCCAUGCGGCCUCAAGAGCCCGCCCAGCGGGAGAAUUCCAUAAGCAAUGAAAAGAGCGCUGCAGGCGAAAACAGUUCUUCCGGUGCUAACGCAGCCCAGCCCGACGACGAAGGAAGCUUGAAUGGAUUUGCUUGGACCAGCGGCCUCCAAUUUGUGUUGGAUUGUAAGGCCCCACUGUUUCUUGUUUGCUUUUAUCCGUAUCCUCUAUAGCUCCAACUAACAGGCAUGACACCAGCCGAUAUUGAUCAAAGCGACCCCGCACAAUUUUCCCGCCCAAGGAGGGUCACGACACGCGAAGGGUUGGCUAUGGAAGCACUGGUUCAAUUCCGCAAUGGAGUAACUGAGCUUUCCCCAGAGGGCGAACCCUCUACCGAUGACGUAGAGUAUACCAAUCAACAGGACUCAUCGGAUAGCGGAGAUGAACCAGAGCCGGGGCCGCCCGUCAAAAUACCACUAAGACGAAGUCUUUACUCUCUUUGUGCUGGUGUGAUAUGCCCUGAGAUGGGGCCAAAAACAGGCAUUUUACAAACUAAGGCACUUCCCCCCAAGUACUCUAUGGAAGCUGGCUCUGCACCACGCGGGCCCGAUGCUAGACCCCCGUCCCCUCUGUCAGUAGCUGCCAAGAAUCCUAGCUUGGCAGCGCCGGGAAAGGCUCUUCGCAAUCCCCCUCCCUCCGCGGCAACUAACUCGGCCGGCGAGCCUCAAGCGGCCCAGAACGGCCCCCCCUUCGAUAGCAACACUUGUAACGUGCAUGGUCAGUCUACCCCACCCAUAUCCGAUCCUGAUCCCUCUUCUAGCAUAAGCAAGCAAAACUCCCCCAAAUCUGGUAUCCGUUUUACCCCAACAUGAUGAUACGAGGAAGGCUAACGCGAUUGGGAUUCACUCUUCCCCAUGGUGAUUUAAAGACGAAACUGGCAGCACUUUGGCACCCAGCGACAGGCACAUCCAGACCUCAACACCGAGUAAACAUUCCACAUCAACAACAAAACGAUUGCGAGAUGGCACAAGGAAGGAGAAUUCGGACUCGUCACACAGCGCCGAUGGCCCUCAGAAUGCUCUCAACAACCUCCCAACACCUUCUAAGCCUGCUCUAGCAGAGGGCCCGAAGCCGGCGGCCGAAGGUAAGAUCUCUAGUGGGCACAUGAAUCCACUGAGGGAGCCUUCGGCAUCGGGUGGUGGACCUUUUGUUGGGGAUAUCCCACCAUCUAACGGAGAUUCAAGCGGAGGCCGCCCCAACGGAGCUGGCAGAAAAUCACAUACUUCCCCUGCGACCAAUAAAGUUGAUGGUCGAAGGCUUCCCCAUCCUCCACUCUCAAAAACCAUCCAUAGGCAAGAUGCCACGGCCAAUGAAGAGGCAUGUCGCGACCCAUUUGGCUACAAACCAAGCCAUACUGACUUUUUACAGAAGAGGCGGGGUACUGCCAAUACCAACCAUCCUAAAGUUGACCCGUCAGUAAGACACACCAGCGAUAAGUUUGGGGCUGGGCCGCCUCCGGGUUUGACUGAGUAUCCCAAACCGGGGGUUACGUCUCCCACAGCUCCUCAAUCGCAUAAAGGGACCCAUUCAGAUUCGAACGCAACAGUAACCAACUCACCUGUCCCUCCUAGAGGCUCACGGAACAUCAAUAAUUCACCACAGGCUAGCUGGACGAAUAAAAGAACGCAGAGGGACCUUUACCACAAUAUCCCACAAGAUCACCAUUUAUUCCCACCGGCCGCAAUUUCUGCAGCACGUAGCCAACAAAAGGCGGCCGAAAAUAGUGCUAGAGCGGCUGCCAAUAGCUUGAGCACUUCCGGGUAUCCUCAUAUAGUACCAAGGCCACCUCCCUCAAAGAUUGCCCCCAUGAAUUAUCCAAACUACGGCCCUUCCAACGGUGGCUCAUCGGUCAACAUUCCGAACUUCAUCCCACGCUCACCUUAUCCAGCCAACAGAAGUGCUGCAGUUCCACAGCCACAUGAAUAUGCCGCUCCGAACUCUUCGGCUGCCCGGGAUGCUCGACCACCUCAGCCUUCUCAGCCUUCUCAUCCUCCCCCUUGGACCGACGUGGGAUACACGUAUCCCGGCCCCCAACCGCCUUCAGCACAGUUCCAAGCCCCUGCGAGCAACAACCCAGAUAGGGCUUCGGCGCAACCUUCUGAUAGCAGGACUCAUAUCAUCAACAGAUCACUUCCCCGACAGCCGGUGCCCUCUUCUACGGAUUUCGGUAACUACAUAAAUAAUGGCUACGCGGGCCCCAGCAACGGGUCUUACAAGCCGCAGCAGAGCCAUCAGCAGUAUGCUCCCCAAUACAGCGGGGCCCCCAGACAAGAUUCGAACCACAAUAAGCACCCCUACGAGAGCCUGCCGUGGGCUUCUCCCGUGACCUCGGCGCCUAUCCUCAGCGGUGACACAUCCCAUACCCAUUCUUCCUCGCGGGUUCUUCGGCCACACGACAACCUUUACUCUCACUCUACCUCCAGUGCCCCGGCAGAGAGCAAAAUACCCAGCGUUAACACCUCACAACCCAUCAGAUAUUAUAUUGGCGAUGGUAUUUAUAAGACGGCACCUGCCCCUAUCGACAAGCCACUGAUGCCACAUCGGCCGCAAGACACUGUUUUUGAAGAGGAUGUCUAUUCGAAAGAUCUCAACCUGAUGGCUAGGAACGGAACUUGGAAAGGUCAGCAGCAGCAUCCACCACAUAUGCCUGCCGAAGACGCUCGAAGGGGAGGUAGUGGGGGUAAUUGA
Molecule: messenger RNA, 4422 nt
Organism: Tuber aestivum (summer truffle)
Lineage: Eukaryota; Fungi; Ascomycota; Pezizomycetes; Pezizales; Tuberaceae
Source: the annotation of a GenBank genome assembly